AUGGCUCUAGAUGAAUGCCCACUGAGGUCAGAACCGACGCUUUCAUUCACACAGGGACUCGUCGUCGGGCAGCUGUCUGUAGUUCUGAUACUGGCUGCAUUUAUUAAAUUCUUCAUAUUCGGCGAUCCACCUUCAUCUGAUGUAUCGGCGUCACUACGUGCCACUGAACGGCGAUCCAGAACGCUCGCUCACAAACAAUCCCUUCUCAGUUUGCGCAGUCCUAGCCAAAGGCAGAGCCAACAUUUGAAGCGCAAGAAAUCCAGCGUACUACGGAACCCACCAGCGCUUACCAUAGGAUCUAUACUGAGCAAAACUUACUACAACGUCGACAGCCACCAGCCAGAAAGUCUCGAUUGGUUCAAUGUACUCAUUGCCCAGACAAUCGCUCAAUUUCGAAGCGACGCACAGCACGAUGACGCUAUUCUCAAUUCACUAACCAAAGCAUUAAACGGCGCGUCUCGGCCUGACCUCAUAGAUGACAUUCGUGUCACUGAAUUGAGUUUGGGCGAGGAUUUUCCCAUUUUCAGCAACUGUCGGAUUAUUCCCAUAGAUGAAGACGGCCUUACUUUAGGGAAUGGCAUCAAAUUUGACGCUACAGCUGCUGCACGAGACGGAACGAGACUUCAAGCUCGCAUGGACGUUGAUCUGAGUGACAUGCUUACUCUUGCUGUCGAAACGAAACUUCUUCUCAACUACCCCAAGAAGUUAUCUGCUGUCCUCCCUGUUGCGCUAGCCGUCUCCGUUGUUCGAUUUAGCGGGACUCUAUCCAUUUCUUUUAUUCCUAGCAAUCCGUCACAAUCGACACCGACAAUGAUGACCUUUAGUUUUCUAGAUGACUACCGAUUGGAUUUUUCCAUCCGCAGCUUGCUUGGAAGCAGGUCGAGAUUACAAGAUGUACCUAAGAUUGCCCAGCUAGUCGAAGCUCGGUUGCACAGGUGGUUUGAUGAGCGUGCAGUGGAACCCCGCUUCCAAGAGAUAGCGCUCCCAAGCAUGUGGCCAAGGAAAAAGAACACUCGAGGACCUGACGAUGCAGUUGUGGACGGAGGCUUGUCGGUCGGUCGGUCUAAAGGGAAAGAGAUUGGUCGUGAUGUUCGAGACGAGAUGUCAUGGCGGAAAGAAACGCCUGUGGAGGCCAGAGAAUGGGACAUGGCAUCGCUGAGACAGCGCAACUUUGCAAGAGAUACCGACAUGCUUGAUAUAUCGGGUGCGUCGCACAGCACCUAG
Molecule: messenger RNA, 1224 nt
Organism: Metarhizium album ARSEF 1941
Lineage: Eukaryota; Fungi; Ascomycota; Sordariomycetes; Hypocreales; Clavicipitaceae
Product: mitochondrial outer membrane protein MMM1
Exons: 2
Coding region: 1-1224 (407 amino acids)
Biological process (GO): phospholipid transport; mitochondrion organization
Cellular component (GO): endoplasmic reticulum; ERMES complex
Molecular function (GO): lipid binding
Source: RefSeq, a predicted model, not a curated record